UAUAAACCAUAAUUUAUGUAACCAUAAAGAGCUUGUAAUCACGAAAGCAGAUAAGGGUAAUUGCACCGUAAUCCAAAACAAGUAUGACUUUGACCAAAGGAUAGUUAAUGCUCUCAAUGAUACUGAAACUUAUAAAAAAUUAAAUAAAAAUCCUACCAUGAACAUUCAAAGUAAAACUAACAAAAUUAUAUCACAACUUUUUGAUAAAAAAAUGAUAUCGAUUGAACAACAAAAAUGGUUAAAAAUUAAUAAUGGUGUCGCUCCCAAAAUCUAUUUUUUACCAAAAAUUCAUAAAUUGGGGACACCACUACGACCCAUAGUCUCUUUUACUGGUUCCCCUCUUUACAAUUUAACAAAACUUUUGUCCAACAUUUUACAACAUUUUUUUAUAAAAGAUGAACGAUAUGUGAAAAAUUCUUUUGAUUUCGCUAAUUACAUUAAAGAGCAAACAGUCCCUGAAGGUUAUAUUCUUGUAUCGUUGGAUGUUGUUUCUUUAUUUACUAAUAUACCGGUGGACCUAGUAACUGAUAUAAUCACCCAAAAGUGGCAUCUUAUCCGGCCUAAUACAUCGCUAGACCUUGAAACAGUUGUUUUUCUUUUUAAUUUUUGUAUUGAGAAUAAUUAUUUCCAACAUGGUGAAAAUUUCUAUACCCAAAUUUUUGGCCUAGGAAUGGGAAACUGCAUGUCCCCAAUAUGCUCAGACAUUGUAAUGGCACAACUACAAGAUCAGUGUAUUUCUGAACUAUCUUUUAAUGUACCUUUUUUCUGUAGGUACGUUGAUGACAUAAUCACGGCAAUUCCAAAUAAAAAAGAAAACGAAAUUCUAUCAGUCUUCAAUAGUUUCCAUCCACGUUUACAAUUCACUAUCGAACAAGAAAUUAACUGUAGUCUUCCAUUUUUGGAUGUUAAAGUCAUAAGAUCCACAGAUGGUACCAUAAAAACAGAUUGGUAUCAAAAACCAACUUUUUCAGAACGCAUUUUAAAUUAUUUUUCAGAACAUCCUAUGACACACAAAAUAAAUGUAAUAAAAAACUUAAAACAUCGGUGCUUGAGACUUUCUAGUCCAGAAUAUCAUAAAAAAAACCUUCAUUAUGUUCAGACAAUUUUAAAGAAAAACAACUACCCCCUAUCAAUUAUUAAAAAAAUAAUUAACGACACCGAGAACAUUACUCAAAAUAUUACACGAAACAAUGAAAAUAAUCAAUUGGCUUAUUUCAAGAUUCCUUACAUUAACACACUUUCUCAUAAAAUUAAAAAGACCAUACAAUCAAAAUCUGAUGUUAUUAAAAUCUCAGAAAGAAGUGAAAACUCGGGCCCUGAUGAAGCAAUAAAAUUAUUGCGAAACGUUGGCCAGUACAUAAAGUGACGUUUGUUUUUAUUCCUUCGAUCCCAUCCCACAACUAAACUCAAGAUUUCAAA
Messenger RNA from Anthonomus grandis grandis, 1419 nucleotides. RefSeq lists its product as uncharacterized. The transcript has 2 exons. Bases 158 to 1366 code for a protein of 402 amino acids. The record is from RefSeq and is a predicted model, not a curated record. Lineage: Eukaryota; Metazoa; Arthropoda; Insecta; Coleoptera; Curculionidae.